Molecule: messenger RNA, 1318 nt
Organism: Danio rerio (zebrafish)
Lineage: Eukaryota; Metazoa; Chordata; Actinopteri; Cypriniformes; Danionidae
Gene: lyrm5b
Product: LYR motif containing 5b
Biological process (GO): negative regulation of oxidative phosphorylation
Cellular component (GO): mitochondrion
Source: RefSeq, marked validated
CUUUUAUUUUGAAGUUGUUUUCGAUGACCGGAGAAGUUUGCAAUCCUGAUUGUUUUCAUUGCGUUCAAAGGGCAAUUUGCUAUUUAUUUGACAGAAAUCCGACUGAACCCUGAGAAAUGGCAAACCCGUUCCGAGCAGAAGUAAAGCAGCUCUACAAAGCCUUGCUGUUUCUUGGACGGGAGUAUCCGAAAGGAGCAGACUACUUCAGGGAAAGACUGAGGGCUGCGUUUGCCAAAAAUAAAGAUAUGCGAGACCCUGACAAGAUCAAACAGCUCAUCAGCCGAGGAGAAUUUGUGGUGAAAGAGCUGGAAGCGCUGUAUUACCUCCGCAAGUACAGAGCCUUGAAGAAACGCUAUUAUGAAGCAGAGUGAAUCUGUCUUAAAGAGACAAACAGUGCAAACAUGAACAUUCUGUCAUUUACUCAAUCUUAACCAGUUCCAAACCAGUUCUGUUGAAUACAAGAUACUUUAAAGAAUGUUGGAAACCUGUAGCCAUUGACUUCCAUUGUCGGGAAAGCACAUAUUCUAGAAGUCAGUGGUUACAGGUUUCAAACUUCUUUUGUGUUCAACAGAACAAAAAAUUCAAAGUGGUUUGGAGCAAGUCAGGGGUCAGGAAGGUAUCAAGUUGUCAUCAGAAAAUGGAGGUUUGAAAUUCUAAAUGUUUCACUUGAUUACACGAAAACAUUUAACAACAAAAUCAGGCAAAACAUGUAGGGAUUUUUUUUAUUUCAAAGUCAAAACAAAUGCAAGUUGCACUAUUGCUAUCAGUGCUUGUGGCCACUGCUAUGAUAGCGUCUGUCUGUUUUCAAAGGAAAUAUAUUCAUAAUGGUUUACUUGGCAGUGGUUUACGCUGGUAAAUGGGACGAUAUGACAUUUAAAAAGCGCUAGAUAACACUUAAAUUAAGACUGUUUAAAAGACAAACACGACCAACUGUGAGGUAGAUAUUGAGUCUUGAAACUGAACGCUCAAGAAAAACCACCGGACUCAGAUACAUCUGCUCUGCAGAUCGGACAAGUGGCGUUUUCCUGGAAGAGAAGAUGAAUAAGAUUAGUCAAAUGUACUGAAGCUUUGAAACCUUUAUGAAGCUUUUGUUUUGGAUUAGUGGUUCAGAGCAGUUUUCAAAUCUGUAAGGUCAUGUGAUUUCAGUAAACAGCUUUUCUUAUGUCAUUACAAGGACUGCAUGAUACUGGGAACAUGAUAUGCACUGUCGUUGAGUGUUGCGAUAGUAAUAUAACUCAUUUGAAUACACUUUUUAUUAGCAAUUAAACUUCUGUAACGAUCAUACUAAAAUAAACAGGUAAUAUGUUUUUGAUCUAAA